UUGAUUUCGCAUUCAUCCAAUUUCAUCAUAAUUGCGACCGCCAUCAUGACUCAAGAUCUGCCCUUCAAGCUUUCGAACCCGGACCUUCUCGAGACAGAAGCAUAUGUCCACGGAUCCUGGACCAAGGCCUCGUCAGGGAAGACGUUCGAUAUCGAAGACCCGGGAACCGGCAAGGUCUUUGCUUCCAGCCCUGACUUCGACAAAUCCGACGUCGAUGCCGUCGUAAAGUCAUCGAACGAAGCCUUCCAAACCUUCCGCUACGAAAACCCACGAUCUCGAGCGAAGAAGCUGUUGGAGUGGGACCGACUGAUCCGGGAGAAUCGCGAUGACAUAGCUACGGUUCUGACCCACGAGUCUGGGAAGCCCCUGGCCGAGGCUCAGGGCGAGCUUGACUAUGCUCUGGGCUUCACGUGGUGGUUUGCUGGAGAGGCAGAGCGUAUUCGUGGUAACGUGUCGAUACCAGCCGCACCCAAUCGCCGGGUGAUUGUGGUCAAGCAACCGAUUGGUGUCACUGUGGCCCUCGUCCCAUGGAACUUUCCUAUCGCCAUGAUAUUGCGUAAAGCCGCGGCCGCCUUCGCAGCGGGGUGUACAAUGAUCGCGAAGCCGUCUCCAGAGACGCCGCUCACCUGUCUCACUCUCGCGAACCUAGCGACCAAGGCCGGCUUUGGCCCAGGUGUAUUCAACGUCAUCACUACGUCUCUAAAGCACACUCCUGAAGUAGCAGAAGCGCUGUGCAAGCACCCACUCACGAAGAAAGUCUCAUUCACUGGUUCUACCGCAAUCGGCAGUCUUAUCGCUAAGCACUGCUCCGAGGGAUUGAAGAAACUUACAAUGGAACUCGGUGGAAACUGCCCCUUCAUCAUCUUCGACGACUGUAACCAAGAGCAGGCUCUCGAGGCUCUGCUGGCUCUGAAAUGGCGACACGCAGGACAGGCUUGCAUCACUGCGAAUCGAGUCUACGUACAAGACAAGAUUUACGAAGAGUUCUUGGAAAAGCUGGUUGAGCGUACCAAGUCUAUCAAGAUGGGACACGGGGCAAAAGAGGGCACGACGAUGGGUCCUCUUACGACGCCCCGCGCAAUUCCCAAGGCCCAAGCUCACGUCAAGGACGCCGUGGAGGCCGGCGCCAAGGUCGUUCACGGAGGACGGGCCGGGACCGAUGUGGGCCUAGAGGCCGGCUACUUCCAUGAGCCUACUAUUCUGCGGGACAUGAAACAGUCGAUGCUGAUCAGCCGCGAGGAGACCUUUGCCCCGGUGCUUGGCGUGUACCGGUUCAAGACGGAAGAUGAGGUGGUGAAGUGGGCGAACGAUACCAGCAUGGGACUUGCGAGCUACUUCUUCACCAAGAACAUGGACCGAACUUGGAGGCUGAUGGAGAACUUGGACGCAGGAAUGAUCGGGAUGAAUACAGGCAACUCUUCCGCAGCCGAGUCUCCCUUCGGUGGUAUGAAGAUGUCUGGCUAUGGCAAGGAAUCGGGCAAGGACGUCGCCGUGGAGGAGUACUUGGUGUCCAAGACCGUCACAAUGACGCUUGAGGACCACUACUGA
Colletotrichum karsti is the source of this 1548-nucleotide messenger RNA. RefSeq names its product succinate-semialdehyde dehydrogenase. The record is from RefSeq and is a predicted model, not a curated record. The transcript is spliced from 3 exons. Gene Ontology annotation, molecular function: succinate-semialdehyde dehydrogenase (NAD+) activity. Lineage: Eukaryota; Fungi; Ascomycota; Sordariomycetes; Glomerellales; Glomerellaceae.